Messenger RNA from Caenorhabditis remanei, 2058 nucleotides. RefSeq lists its product as uncharacterized. The record is from RefSeq and is a predicted model, not a curated record. NCBI's taxonomy places the organism in Eukaryota, Metazoa, Nematoda, Chromadorea, Rhabditida, Rhabditidae. Gene Ontology annotation, cellular component: endoplasmic reticulum membrane. Bases 1 to 2058 code for a protein of 685 amino acids. Gene Ontology annotation, molecular function: protein binding. Gene Ontology annotation, biological process: ERAD pathway. The transcript has 6 exons.
AUGAUUAAAACCGGUCUGACACUGUUGCUACUGGCAACAUUCGCCACGUGUCAAAAAAAGACGGCUGCUUUAGUGUCGGCUGAGGGAGAAGCACCAUCGAUAAAAGUGAUAAAAACAACAGGCUCUUUACUCACUGCAAUUGAUGUGUCGAAAUCUGACUUGGAUUGGGAACAGAUCCAAGCACAGCAGGAAGAAAACAAGAAAAAGCGAGAACUCCCGACAGUUGUCGGCGAUGAAUACAUAGCAGAAAAAGUUGAUAAGCCACCUAGUGCUGAAGCAGAAGCCGAAUUUCAAAGAGGAAUGUCCUAUAUAGAACGAGGAAAAGGACAUGGGAGAGAAGGACGUGUUGCAGCCCAUCGGGUUUUCGAAAGAGCCGCUGCUCAGGGUCACCAAGAAGCUAAAAAAGCUAUAGCUUUCUCUCAAAUGUUCGGAGAUUACUCUCGAUGGAGUAUUCAAGAAGCAAAAACUGUUUUCGAAGAUCUGGAGAAUAAUGGAUCUCCUGAUGCUCAACUGGCCCUUGGAUUCAUGCAUGGAGCUGGAAUUGGCGUUGAAAAGUCUAAUCAAGCUAAGGCUCUCGUUUACUACAUGUUUUCGGCGCUUGGAGGAAAUCCACUGGCUCAAAUGGCUAUGGGAUUUCGAUACAGUCAAGGAGUUGGAGUACCUCAAAAUUGUGAGACCGCUCUUUCAUAUUACCAAAAAGUUGCGAAAACCGUUGUGGAUAAUGUAAAAUUCACGACUGGUCAAACUAUUCAGCGAGUAAGACUCACCGAUGAAACGGAUCCCACCAUUCAUAUGCAACCUGGAACAGCUCCAUUAGAGAGUAAUCUCGUAGAGUAUUACAAAAUGUUAGCUGAAAAGGGAGACACAUCUGCUCAGUUAGGACUUGGUCAAAUCUAUUUAGCUGGUGGACGGGGACUCAAUCAGAACUUCGAGCUUGCAGUUCGAUAUCUUACAGCAGCCGCUGAAUCAGGAAGCUCUGAUGCUUUGACUUACCUCGGAAAAAUGUACUUAGAUGGAACUCCAUUCACUCCCAAAGAUUAUCAAAAAGCAUUUGAGUAUCUGAUGAAGUCAGCUGAUAAGUCAAGUCCAAGUGCUCAAGCAGUAUUAGGAGCAAUGUAUAUGAAAGGAAAAGGAGUCAAAAAGAAUAUAGAAAAAGCUCUCAAGUUAUUGACAUUAUCUGCUGAUAAGAAGAACGCUGAUGGACAGAUGUAUUUGGCAGAACUGAAUUAUAAAGGAGUUCCAACAAGCGAAGGAAACAAACGAGAUUUCAAAAAAUCUGUAAAACUUUAUCAGCUCGCUUCUCAAAAUGGACACAUUCUUGCCUAUUAUAAUCUUGCUCAGAUGCACGCUACUGGAACUGGAGUUCCUCGAUCAUGCACACACGCUGUUGAUCUUUUCAAGUCUGUCGCUGAAAGAGGAAGAUGGGGAGAGAAACUAAUGGAAGCACAUAGUGCUUACAAGGAGAAUCGACACGAUGAAGCUGCAAUGAAAUAUUUGUUUAUGGCAGAAUUAGGUUAUGAAGUUGCUCAAACCAAUCUCGCGUUCAUCCUGGAUCGGGAAGAAGCGACGUCAUUGUUCUCCGGACCGAAAGACAACAAUCUGGAGAGAGCGUUCCUCAAUUGGCAACGAUCUGCUAAUCAAGAAUAUCCGGCUGCUCGAGUGAAACUUGGUGACUAUUAUUACUACGGUCUCGGAACUGAAAUUGAUCAUAGUUUGGCGUUUUCCAACUAUAAAACUGCCGUUGAUCGUCAUGGAGUGGCACAAGCGAUGUUCAAUCUUGGAUAUAUGCACGAAGUUGGAGAGGGAAUAACUCGAGACCUCUAUCUUGCUAAAAGAUUCUACGAUCAAGCGAUAGAGCACAGUCAAGAUGCGUACAUGCCGGCGAAGCUGGCAUUGACGAAGUUGGCUGUUGUCUUCUAUUUAGAAGAGCUCAACAAACUUCCUCUGAUCAGUUUUCUUGAGAAGACAAUUGGGCCACGAUGGGACUCUAUUCUCAUGACAGUCACUGCUCUCAUUCCGUUGUUUUUGUUCUGGAGGCACCGACAAAAUAACAACUGA